CCUCUCUCGCUCUCUAUCCCCCCUCCCUUCCUCUCUUCUCUUCUGGCAUCCCCCAUCCCCCAUCGCUUUAUGUGCUUCCAUACAGCUUGAAAAUCAACCGGAGGAGGAAACCUUCACACUCGCGGAGAAUAGACUGACCCUCAGCAACCCAGAAGAUCGCUUUAAACCGGGAUCACAGACUGGAUCAGGGUGACCCAUCUAAACCAUCUCGCACUGAUUUGCAUAUCCAUUCUUCCUACCUCCUUCAUUUGCCUUUCCUUCACUGAGAAUGGCAAGCGGGCAUUCCACUGACAAAUUCAGUUUUCUGUACCCAACAGACACCAGUCAGAACGUUAAGAGUAAGAACAGGCUGUCUUCCACCAUGAACCCGGUGUACAGUCCCGUGCAGCCGGGAACCCCAUACGGAAACCCCAAGAAUAUGGCAUACACAGGUUAUGCAGGAGGUUACCCUACGACUGCCCCGACCUACACAGCCAACCUUUAUCAGACAGGUAGCCCGGGAUACCCACCAGGAUAUACUGCAGGAACACCUUAUAAAGUGCCCCCUACUCAGACCAAUGGAGCUCCUCCGCCCUAUUCCCCAUCUCCUAACCCCUACCAGACGGCCAUGUACCCCAUUAGAAGUGCCUAUCCCCAGCAGAACCUCUAUGCUCAGGGUGCUUAUUACACGCAGCCAGUGUACGCCGCCCAGCCUCAUGUAAUCCACCACACCACCGUGGUCCAGCCCAAUAGCAUCCCCUAG
Sinocyclocheilus anshuiensis is the source of this 742-nucleotide messenger RNA. Its product is annotated as protein FAM168A-like. The coding region runs from base 269 to 742 and encodes 157 amino acids. The record is from RefSeq and is a predicted model, not a curated record. NCBI's taxonomy places the organism in Eukaryota, Metazoa, Chordata, Actinopteri, Cypriniformes, Cyprinidae. The transcript has 6 exons.